Molecule: messenger RNA, 1320 nt
Organism: Capronia coronata CBS 617.96
Lineage: Eukaryota; Fungi; Ascomycota; Eurotiomycetes; Chaetothyriales; Herpotrichiellaceae
Exons: 4
Coding region: 1-1320 (439 amino acids)
Molecular function (GO): O-methyltransferase activity
Source: RefSeq, a predicted model, not a curated record
AUGGGCAAAUCCACGUUUACUAUCCUGGCGGAGAAGUUGCUGGAGGCCAGCAAGUUGCUUGACGCUCACAGCGAGUCCAGUGGUCUUCCCCCCGCCACCUUUGACAACGAGACUUUCAUUGACCUACCGGAUGAGAUUGAGAAGCACCGCAAGGCAAUGAUAGAUGUGGCCCAAGAUAUCAAGCGGCUCGCUCAGGGCCCACGAGAUCUUCUCUUCGAAACCUGCAAUACUUUCAAUGAUCUAGCGAAUCUUCAUUUCAUCUACCAUUUCCGUAUUCCGCAAUGUGUGCCUCUGCAGGGGGGCGUGUCGUACGAGGAACUGGCGGUCACGACAGGGCUCGAUACGGUUCUGCUCCGGCGCAUGAUCCGCCACUCUAUCAUCAACAGAGUACUCGCCGAGUCAAGCCAGGGGCACGUCAAGCACUCAGCAGCGUCAAGGAUCCUCCAUGAGGAGACAGGCUCAAUGGAUGCCAUAGGAUUUUGGCUGGAGGAGCUGUUCCCUGCGGCUCCCAAAAUGGUCGAAGCUUUGAAGAAGUACUCGGGGUCCGGUGAGCCUAAUGAGACCGCGUUCAACCUGGCUUUCAACACUAGUCGACCAUUCUACCUGGAGCUGGAGACUUCACCGGAGCGAGCCCGCCGUUUUGGUAGCGCCAUGCGCUGGAUGUCCCAAGGCGGCCGGUUCUCUCACGAUUACCUCGUCCGAGGGUAUUACUGGGCUGCUUUUGACCACACGGAGGGCCUGAUGGUUGACGUAGGAGGAGGCCAUGGGGCCGUUUCUUUGGCAUUGGCCCGGGCAACCGCGCAAAUGAAGUUCAUCGUCCAAGAUCUACCGAACACAGUUGAGCAAGGCCGGACCCUCCUCCCCAGCGAGCUACAAGGCCGCCUUUCCUUCAUGGAGCACGACUUCUUCGACUUGCAGCCCGUCAAAGGCGCUGACAUCUACUUCAUGAGAUACAUCCUGCACAACUGGUCGGACAAGUACGCCGCACGUAUCCUGGAAAACAUCGUGCCGGCGCUCAAGGAUGGUGCCAGGAUUGUUUGCUGCGAGUUUCUGCCUGGUGACGAGGCCACCACCAGGUGGACCGACAAGCAGCCACUCAACAUGGACAUGAUCCAGGCGAUUGGGUGGAACUCGAUUGAGAGAACGGCAUCGGACUGGAAGAGGUUGUUCUCCUCCGUGGACAGUCGUCUUGUGUUCAAAGGGGCCUGGACGCCAGAGGGCUGUUCCGUGUCGUUGAUUGAAGCCCAGUUCCAGUCUCAGCAUGUUGCAACUCAUAUGGGCGACCACGAUCGUUCCCCAGUCGAUCAAUCGAACAUUUGA